AUGGCCAAAAACUUCGCUGAAAUCAUCCUCUAUCUCGUCUUACCCGAAGAGGAGCUCAAAAGUCGCCCGAUUGUUCUUCUCGUUACUGAAAUUCUCAUCAACGGCGUUAUUCUUCCUCUCGUUGAGACAAUUUCCAGCCCUGAUUAUAUUAACCAAAUGGUUUGCUGGCUGUUGGAAAAUGCUGCGAAGGAUACUGAAGAUGCAACGGUCAAUUUGAUCCACGCUGCGAAAGAUUCAAGGUCUUUGGGCGAGCUAGAAGGGAUUCUAGAUGCGAUGGAAAGCGAGUGUGCGCAACUUCGAUCAAACGAUACUUGCGGACCGGAGUCGAUUGAGCAUCAAGAGCUGAUUCUUCUUGAAGAGCUUCUCAAGAUCGUCUCGGAAAGCUGCAAGAAGAUCAAGAAAGGAGGCAGAUUCGCAACGAACGAAAACAACGAAACGAAGACUGAUAAUCUCUAUGAUCUGAGCAUAGAUGUAGCGCUAGAAAAUAAGCUCGCGCUGGACAAGUUCCGAGAGUAUCUAAAAACGAUGCAGUUGGAACAGUACCUGCUUUUCUGGCUGCAUGUCGAAAAUUUCAGAACAAGCGCAGAGAAACUGAAGAUCGAUCGUCCAAACCGCGCUAAUUCAAUCAGCUCCGGUCGGUUUUCGGGUAUCUUCAGGACAAAAACGCAGUAUAAUAUUCAAACCGACACUCUUCGCACGAUUGCAUGUUCCAUUUACGACGAAUAUCUUCAUUCCUCUGCUAGAAAAAGACUUGAUUUAGAUGAAGCGCUGGUAAACAAACUGAAGCACGAGCUUUCUCAAGACAAUAUUUCCAUAAAAUCGACAUUGUUCGAUGAGCUACAGCAUAAAUGUCUCCAUGUGAUGACUACAGAUGUGAUGAUGUAUCCAGGCUUCCGGAAGUCAGAAAACUACCUCGAGCUCCUGAGAGAUCUGGACCUCGUUGGACUGUCAUCAGAAGAACCAUCGCUGCGGGAAGAAACGACAAGAAUUUCAGCUCAAUUGAUAGAUGUGAAUAUCACAAAGGAGUCCGGCUCAUCGCAUGCGGCCUUUCAGAUUAGCGUCACGAGGCUUGCAGGAACCGAUGAUUCCGAGAGCUACUCGAUCUUCAGAAGAUUUUCGGAUUUUCAUGAUCUUGAUUUGAGGCUGCGGGAAAUGCUUCCUGAUGCGGAUUAUAAAAAGAUGAACCUGCAACUUCCAAAUAAGACUCUUUUCAGGAAAAGAUACAGAAUUUAUUAUUUAACAUAA
Oikopleura dioica is the source of this 1245-nucleotide messenger RNA. The record is from the annotation of a GenBank genome assembly. NCBI's taxonomy places the organism in Eukaryota, Metazoa, Chordata, Appendicularia, Copelata, Oikopleuridae.